UAUUGACGUCAUGCCGGGGGUCCUCCAUGAACGGAUGUCUCCACGUGAGAGUAUCAACAGCAUGAUGGCUGGCAUGUAAAUUCAUCCCUCAGCUUGGUGGUGAUUUUCUGGAGAUUCAACAACAAACAGUGUGUGUUUCAGAAGCAGAAAGACGAUGGCAACAGUACGCAAGAAGGUGGACAACCGUAUUCGGGUCCAGAUAGAGAAUGGGGUCGCUCUGCAGCACCGGACCUUGUUUGUGGUGGUCGGAGAUCGUGGGAGAGAUCAGGUUGUCAUUCUGCAUCAUAUGCUGUCUAAAGCUGCAGUCAGAGCACGACCUUCUGUACUCUGGUGUUACAAGAAAGAUUUAGGAUUCAGCAGCAACCGAAAGAAGCGCAUGAGACAGCUGCAGAAGAAGAUCAAAACUGGCACCCUGAAUCUGAACCAAGACGACCCAUUUGAGCUCUUCAUCGCUGCAACCAACAUCCGCUACUGCUACUACAACGAGACACACAAGAUCCUGGGAAACACAUUCGGCAUGUGCGUCUUGCAGGACUUUGAAGCUCUCACUCCUAAUCUCUUAGCAAGAACAGUUGAGACUGUAGAAGGAGGAGGUAUCGUGGUGUUACUGCUGAGGACGAUGAACUCUCUGAAGCAGUUGUACACAAUGACCAUGGACGUUCACUCUCGAUACAGGACUGAGGCUCAUCAAGAUGUUGUGGGAAGAUUUAAUGAGAGAUUCAUUCUGUCUCUUGCAUCCUGCAAAAACUGUGUUGUCAUUGACGAUCAGCUCAACAUCCUGCCAAUCUCCAGCCACAUGGCAAAUAUUAAGCCUGUUCCUCCAAAGACUCAGGAGGACGGAUUGUCUCCCAGAGAACAGGAGCUAAAAGAUCUGAAAGAGUCCCUUCAGGACACCCAACCUGUGGGUGUGUUAGUGGACUCCUGUAGGACCAUGGACCAGGCUAAAGGAGUGCUGAAGUUCAUUGAGGCGAUCUCAGAAAAGACUCUGAGGAGCACUGUGGCUCUGACUGCUGCCCGUGGAAGGGGAAAGUCUGCAGCUCUGGGACUGGCUGUGGCUGGAGCUGUGGCUUUUGGUUACUCCAACAUCUUCGUCACCUCUCCGAGCCCUGACAACCUGCACACCAUGUUUGAGUUCAUAUUCAAAGGCUUCGAUUCUCUGCAGUAUCAGGAGCAUCUUGACUAUGAAAUCAUCCAGUCUUUGAAUCCAGAGUUCAACAAAGCCGUGGUGCGGGUGAACAUCUUCAAAGAGCACCGGCAGACCAUCCAGUACAUCCACCCGGCUGAUGCAGUGAAGCUGGGUCAGGCUGAGCUGCUGGUCAUUGAUGAGGCUGCAGCCAUCCCUCUGCCUCUGGUGAAGAACCUGCUGGGACCAUAUUUGGUCUUCAUGGCCUCCACCAUCAACGGGUAUGAAGGCACUGGGCGCUCCCUCUCUCUCAAGCUCAUCCAGCAGUUGAGGCAGCAGAGUGCGGACAGCCAGCAGAGCAUGUCGGCAGAGAACAGGUCCUCAAACACAACACGGCUAGCAGCAGCUCGCUCUCUCCACGAGGUCACUCUCCACGAGUCCAUCCGAUACGCUCCAGGAGACGCUGUCGAAAAAUGGCUGAAUGAUCUUCUCUGUCUCGACUGUCUGAACAUCCCCAGGCUGAUUUCUGGCUGCCCACUCCCACAGACGUGUGACCUAUAUUAUGUGAACAGAGACACGCUGUUCUGCUAUCACAAAGCAUCUGAAGCUUUCCUGCAGAGGCUGAUGGCCCUUUACGUGGCGUCGCAUUACAAGAAUUCACCAAACGACCUGCAGAUGUUGUCAGACGCCCCGGCCCAUCACCUCUUCUGCUUGCUCCCUCCUGUGCCUCCCACACAGAACUCUCUGCCUGAGGUGCUUGCUGUGGUGCAGGUGUGUCUGGAGGGAGAAAUCUCUCGUCAGUCCAUCCUCAACAGCCUCUCCAGAGGAAAGAAGGCCUCUGGGGACCUCAUCCCCUGGACCGUUUCAGAACAGUUCCAAGACCCGGAGUUUGGAAGCCUCUCUGGAGGCAGAGUGGUGCGGAUCGCUGUCAACCCAGACUACCAGGGGAUGGGCUACGGCUCCAGAGCUCUGCAGCUGCUGCAGAUGUACUAUGAGGGCAAGUUUCCCACCAUGGAUGAGAGCGCACGCUCGAACAACAGUGAGAUCACACCGGUCAGCAAUGAGGCUGUUAGUCUACUGGAGGAGAUGGUCACUCCUCGUAAAGAGCUCCCUCCUCUGCUGCUGAAGCUGAGUGAGAGGAGAGCAGAGAGGCUCGACUAUCUGGGAGUUUCUUACGGUUUGACUGCAAAGCUGCUCAAGUUCUGGAAGAAAGCAGGUUAUACUCCAGUGUACCUGAGACAAACUCCUAAUGACCUGACAGGAGAGCACUCAUGUGUGAUGCUGAAGGAGUUGAAUACAGAUGAAACACCGGAGCAGAGCCGGUGGCUGUCUGCUUUCUGGAAAGAUUUCCGUCGGCGCUUCCUGUCUCUCCUCUCCUACCAGUUCAGCAACUUCCAUCCGAGCAUGUCACUCAGCAUCCUGCAGAAUAAGAAGUCCAAGGAGGAAACCAGCACUCUCACUAGCUCUGAGCUAGCAGCCCACUUCAGCCCCUACGACCUGAAACGUCUGGAGCUGUACUCCAGGAGCAUGGUUGACUAUCACCUCAUCAUGGACCUAGUCCCAACUGUGGCACGCAUGUUCUUCCUCAAACAGCUUGGUGACCUCUCUCUGUCAGUGGCACAGUGUGCGUUACUGCUGGGUGUCGGGUUGCAGCACAAAUCUGUGGACCAGCUAGAAAAGGAAAUUGAGCUCCCGAGCUCGCAGCUCAUGGGUCUCUUCAACCGCUUGAUCCGUAAAUUUGUACAAGUCUUUACCAGCAUCCAGGAAAAAGCUAUUGAGGCAGAGAUGGCUGACACCAAAGACGUGUCCAUGGAGCCAACGUUCAAAAGCCUUACUGAUGAUCUGAAUGAAGCUGCUAAGGAGUUUGAAGAGAAACACAAGCAGGAUGUAGAGAAAGUGAAGGAAAUGGACCUUGAGGAAUACAAGAUCCGUGGGGCUGACGAGGAAUGGGACCAGGUGUUGAAGACAGCCGGGGGCACGGCUAUUGUCAGCAUCAAGAGUGACAAGAAGAGGAAGCUGGACGGAGGAAACUUCAAUCCCAGCAACGGGACUCCCCAACACGGGAAGCUCAAAAAGAAGGAAAUGCAGCAUGGGAAAUUCAAGAAGAACAAAGAUAAACACGGCAAAUUUGGAAAGAAGGUGUGACAGUAAGAGUGCUGUGUGGACAGGACAGUAUGUGUGUGUGUGGGGGGGGACAAAGCAGCAGCAACAGGAAAACUUUGGAUUUCUUUGAUGGACUUUGAGAUCCUGAAGAGCACCCAACAGACUGUAUUUCUCACAGGAUGUUUUUUUUUUUUUAGAUUGUUCCCUAAACCACUCAUGUUUUUUGUGAGUUUCACGCUUUGAUUUGUGUUCGUGUGCAGUGUUCCAGACAUUGUAUGUCAGCAGAAAACACACACACACUCAUUGUAGUAAAAAGGUAUUUUUUACUUGAGUGUUACACACAUUUUAAGACCUCACAUUUAAGUCGAUACAGUGUCCACACAGAUGUGUAAAAAUACAAUGAAAAGGUUUUUGUUAACUAUAGUUUGAGGUAUAUGAUUGGCUUAAAUCCCUGCAGGGCGCUCACUGGAACACCUGAGGUUUCAUAUCAAUCCAUUUCUGUUUGAGCUGCUGUUUCACGUUGUCUGGGGCGAAUAUACAGUCGAUCGCCUGCUGGGAGAGCUUCCAAAUCUCCUCAUGACUCAGACCAAAAGUGGAAGCUGCCAGCUGAUAUUCCUGAGACAAGUCUGUGCAGAAGACUCCUUUAUCGUCCGUCUGUAAUGUGUCAAUAAAAUAAAGUCAUUAAUGGGGAACUGGA
Notolabrus celidotus (New Zealand spotty) is the source of this 3923-nucleotide messenger RNA. It is a transcript of the gene nat10, whose product is annotated as N-acetyltransferase 10. Lineage: Eukaryota; Metazoa; Chordata; Actinopteri; Labriformes; Labridae. Gene Ontology annotation, molecular function: ATP binding; 18S rRNA cytidine N-acetyltransferase activity; tRNA binding. The record is from RefSeq and is a predicted model, not a curated record. Gene Ontology annotation, cellular component: 90S preribosome; nucleolus. The transcript is spliced from 29 exons. Bases 155 to 3268 code for a protein of 1037 amino acids. Gene Ontology annotation, biological process: rRNA acetylation involved in maturation of SSU-rRNA.